AUGGUGUAUGCAUCAGACUUACAGCCCCGUAAAGGGUCCAACUCUAUCUAUCUGCGGUGGACCUUGCCUCAAUCGUCCUUCGAUCUCGAAUACGACUCUGACGGUGAUCUUGUUCGCUCUGUGAAGUCCCAUGAGCUUUACUACUCUGUUCAGUGUGACUCUGAGUGUACAGAUUUGGACAGCGUAGGCGAUCAACUCUGGAACGGUGCACUGUUCCUAGGCUGCUAUCUGGUGGAGAACCCAUUCCUGGUAGAGGGCAUUGCAGUAUUGGAGCUGGCCUGCGGGGUCGGCGCUUUGGGUGGUCUCUAUCAAGCCUUGUGUGUCCAACGAGCUGUAUUAACGGAUUUUUCACGAGCUGCUCUGUCCCUGUGUGAUACCAACAAUGUGGACAACGAUAAAGUUGCGGUCAGACGGCUCGACUUCAAGGAUCCUGAUACGUACUUCGACGCCCUCGAUGAGGACAUUGGGUUGAUAUUAGCUGCUGACGUGUGGUAUGAUUUUGCUAUCAAUGACGCUUUCGGCGAUGCGCUCUUCGCCCUACUUUCGAGGUUCAGUCGAGCGGAAGCCAUCCUUUGUUGUGAAGAACGGUUGAAUAUCGUCCAUCCUGCAAUACCGCCUUGCGAUGUUUUCGCCCAAGAUUUCUUUGAUAAAUUUGCGAGUGGUGAUAACGCACGCUUCAGCAUUACUGAGCUUCAACCACAGACAGAUAUAGUUCGGCAUCUCAGCCUGGCUGGAGGGCCAACGGGCAGUCUUCUACGUCACUGUAAACUUUACGAGGUUUCCUUGGUUCUCGAGCGGUCAUCUCAUUGA
Perkinsus marinus ATCC 50983 is the source of this 810-nucleotide messenger RNA. RefSeq lists its product as hypothetical. Gene Ontology annotation, biological process: protein methylation. NCBI's taxonomy places the organism in Eukaryota, Perkinsozoa, Perkinsida, Perkinsidae. The transcript has a single exon. Gene Ontology annotation, molecular function: protein methyltransferase activity. Bases 1 to 810 code for a protein of 269 amino acids. The record is from RefSeq and is a predicted model, not a curated record. Gene Ontology annotation, cellular component: nucleus.